Molecule: messenger RNA, 4595 nt
Organism: Oncorhynchus kisutch (coho salmon)
Lineage: Eukaryota; Metazoa; Chordata; Actinopteri; Salmoniformes; Salmonidae
Product: protein shisa-9B-like
Exons: 4
Coding region: 383-1597 (404 amino acids)
Biological process (GO): regulation of short-term neuronal synaptic plasticity; regulation of AMPA receptor activity
Cellular component (GO): postsynaptic density; dendritic spine membrane; postsynaptic membrane
Source: RefSeq, a predicted model, not a curated record
UUCCUACUGCCUGGAGUGAACUACCAAUAAGGACUCCGACUGUCAACGGAGGAUGUCUGUGGCGCAGCGCAGAGAAAUUGUCUAAACCUAUUCAAGAUACCUGUAGCAACUGUAAAAGUGUUGUUGUCGCAUCGGUGUAAAGAUCUCAUCAUUUUUUUUGUUAUAAGCAAUUGGAACAGAAAUAACAUUUACACACAUUCCCAUACAACAUCACCGUGCGCUGAUGGACAAUUACGCGCAGAAGUUGCGGUGCGUAAUCAUGAUAAUCAUCGCGGAUGGCUGUGUUUCAUGUUCUUGGAUUAUGCGUACAAGCUUGUUAUGAUACCUGGUCAUCGCCUUUCCUUCGUCUACAGUGGAGAAGAAAAGUAACAAAGGGACGCACAUGAUGAGAAGCGCGGGGUUGUUGCUUGGCUACUUUUUGGUGAAAGUUCUUGUAUGCGACGCGGAGGGGGAGCCAGGGCAGAAGCUAGACGGCUUUAUUAUGGUACAAACGGGUACUAACGAGUCAAAAUUGAACGGAAAAAAUAGCGUUUCGGAGAGUCCGCAUACAGAGGACAAGUGCCGGGGUUAUUACGAUGUGAUGGGCCAGUGGGAUCCGCCGUUUGUGUGCCAGACCGGCAGUUACCUGUACUGCUGCGGGACCUGUGGCUUCAGAUUCUGCUGUGAGUUUACAAGCUCGCGGCUGGACCAGACCACCUGCAAAAACUAUGACACCCCGCCGUGGAUGAUGACAGGCAGACCCCCGCCUAAGAAAAAAGACCCCACUCACGACCCCACAAAGGAUAAAACAAACUUAAUUGUGUAUAUCAUAUGUGGAGUUGUUGCCAUAAUGGCCCUCGUUGGGAUUUUCACAAAACUUGGACUUGAAAAGGCGCACCGUCCACACAGAGAAAACAUGUCAAGGGCUCUAGCCCAGGUGAUGCGCCAGCCUGGUCCAGGAGAACACUCAGAAGACAUUGGAGUGCAUGGACAGCACUAUGACAACAUGCAAGCCAACAGGGUACCUGCGAACAGUCUCCAGGCUAACCAGAUGAACAGUGUGGGUCCAGGAUCAUCACUAAUGCCAGGCUUAGGGUCUCCUCCCCACCCCUACCCUUCCCUGGGACAGAUCACUAGCCCCUAUGAGCAACAGCAACCUGGGAAAGAGCUCAAUAAGUACGCCUCCCUCAAGGCUGUCGCGGAGAAGGUUAAUGACAACUUCUACACCAACCGGCGGCACAUGGUAGAGAUGGCAGCCAAGGGCAGUCUCCCUAUGCACCCGAUGCAUCGCAUAGAGCAGGAGCCCAGCAACCCCUACAGCCCUCCCUUACAGCCUUCCCUAAAGCAGAACGGACACAAGUCCAAAAGCAUCAAGGGCCACAGCAGCCACAGCAGCAGCUCCCAUACCCUGGCCUAUGGCUCCAAUACAAUCACCAACCCGGGGAUGCAGAAGAACUGGGACGGCUCAGAGACGGUGGGCCGCCGGCAGAGCCACGGCACUAAGAAACACUGCACCAUAGAGCAGGUGAACGAGAUGCACAGCACCUCGCGCAGCCAGCACUACAUGCCUCCGCAGCCCUACUUUGUCAGCAACAGCAAGACAGAAGUGACUGUCUGAUCUGAGAACCCACCCCACCACCAUAACCACUAUAACCCCAGCUGUAAGAAAGAGAGAUCGAGAGAGAGAGAGAGAGAGAGAGAGAGAGAGAGAGAGAGAGAGAGAGAGAGAGAGAGAGAGAGAGAGAGCGAGAGAGAGAGAGAGAGAGAGAGAGAGAGAGAGAGAGCGAGAGAGAGAGAGAAAGAGAGAGAGAGGCUGAAGUAGGACAGCGGUCCUAGAUUGAGUGCACCUCUCUAUGGGUGCUGUGUGUCUACUAAUGUGUGUGGCUGACUGUGCAUGUGACAGGCAUGUGUGGGACUCCUGCCAGUCGGAGGAGUUUGACCCGAACAACAUACUCCAAACCUCCAAGUUUUCGGUCAUCACUGUAUUGAUGAUUAUAUUGCAACUAAUACAAACAAAUCAUAUACUGCAAGUCAGACUAACAUCAGUGAGCAGAGCAUAGUAAUGAUUGACCUCUGAUGGACAGAUUAGCCAGGAUGAGUCUGGAGCCAUGCAGCGAUGGAAGAGACUGGAACUGGACAAAAGCCCAGUGGCAAUAGACUUUUCCUAUUGUCAGUAUUAACUGAGAUCUCAAAGGGCCUGAAAAUGUGUAUCAUCUCAUGUAGUUUCCACUGAAUCCGCCUUGGAUAAGCCAGUGGGUUUGAACUAGACGCAGUGGAGCAGAUGAGUGGAGCAGCCAAUAGUAAAGGGAUACAUUGUUCUCCUCAACAUUGAUUGACAUUUCCUCAGAUGUUGUGUAGUGUAUAUACUGUGCGGGGACUUGUUGGUAAUGCUCAUGCUCGGGAACCUCAGGCUCAUGAUUACAUCUAUAGGGAAACAGUAACCAUUUCAGAUAUGGACUGUAUAUUCUCCUUCAGAAACUACAGAGCAUGAGGUGGAUGAGACUGCACCAAACCAGUUCUGUAGCCACAACGUUACACACACCCUACUCUGCUCUCUCUGGUGUUAGGGCUGUGCCUUUCUCUGAGGAAACUAUGAAAUACUGUUCAAAUCAAAGAGCUCGUCUUAUAAACCAUUGCAUAAGUUGUGGAAUUUAUUUAAAUGUCUUCAUCUUGCAAACAGGUCCACAGCUGUCAGUUGAAAACGGUGAGUUGCAUCUAUCACUUAAACAUUCUUUAUUUCUGUUUCCAUUCGAGAAUGCAUUGUGUGUGUUUACCUUGGUACCUUAGAACAAUGAUAGAGAAAACACAGAAGGAAUUGUGUCCUUUCCAUACAUGUAACGUCACUGCCAAUAAAUGAGUGAAUAUAUUGCCUAUAAUUCCAAAAUUGAUUAGUAUGGGAUUAAUAUUGUGCAGUGGUACCUGUUUCUCACCCACCUCCAUCAAUACUACCAAAUCUUUACAUGGCCUAGAGCCAGGCCCCAAGCUCAGACUGUUGUGGCAGUAGAAAACUACUGAGGGCUCCUUAACGGCUACCCGGAGAGUUGAUAAAGGGGUUGUGGAUGUUCCUGAAACAGCCAUGAAAGGUAAAGCCUGGGUAAAUAGAGUGGAUGGAUUUCAUUUAGUAUGAGAUCAACCCCUGGAUUAAGACAGACAAGGUCCUCUGAAAUCACCAUGAGUUGAUGUCAUUGCAUGCACAAAUCAAACUUGAACUAUCUGUAAAAGAGAAAUUGCAAUACAUUAUGUACUAAUUAUUGAUUAAAAAAAAGUAUUAUUUGUUUCUUAUUUUUCUUAUUAUUAUUUAAAAAAGAAAAUCUAAAUGUUCAUCAACUUUAUAAGAUAUACACAUAAAAAUAAAAUGUGUCAUUUUGAAUAUCGGGAGUAGCCUACUAAAACAUCUGAGAGUACGCAUGUACAAACACACAGGUCAAGAUGUGCCUGUCUUUUCCAUUGGGCUAGUUGUGCGUCAUCAGAAGAAAAAUAGUACAUUUUUCUCCCAACACUCCAUUCUUGGGAGCCCACACGAGCAACACAGUGCAUUAGCAUGCCACACUUACCAAAAAAAGCUUUUUAAAUAAAGGGCUUCUGAUUCAAUUUGCCAUGUGUUGCGUUUGUCACUGCCCACUGAUUCAAGAGCAGCCCACACUUUGUCCGCAUGUCUUAAUCAUGUCUCUCAACUUUCCAUGGCUUUCCACUGUCCAUUUGUCUGUCUACUAGUGACAAAGUGGCUCUAAUGGCUGGAGGAGUGACAGCCAGCAGCUUGACGCUCAUUCUCUUACUCACCACAUGAGAUCUGGUCAGAAUAGACGUGAGUCACAUUCCCUGCUCUUAGAACUUUGGAAAGCAUUAGAGGUGGACAAAAUGUUUUUAAUUUGUGGUUGGUACAGUAUGAAAAAACACAAGCCGACAUUUUUGGAUUAGACUAAGGGAACGAUCCUCAAUGCUGAUUUGCUAAGGCCUACUAUACUAGUGCUUGUAUUUUUAACCACAUUUGAACCAGAUAUAGUUGUGUGCCUGACUAUACAAUACAUAUGUUUUGAGUGUGUUAUCACAUUGUCAGUGAAACAUAAUGCACCAAUACUAUAGAUUGCUGCUAUAUGCUAACAACCAAGGCACCAUCUCCCAUUUCUCAUAAUGAAUAUGUUCAAACCUUUAUUUUGCUAUUGCUUGACGUAACUCACAGUCACACAAACUGCAACACGUUGUAUUGUUGUUUCAUCACACAAGCCACCUGUAUGUAGAAUUGUCUAGACUAGACUCGUCAUAUGUGCCGGUUUUGGCAUAUAUGCAACGCAUAUCAGUUCAACAUUUGCACCAAUAAGACAGAAGACUUCAGAAUACCAAUGUGUGUGAAGUGAUGCAAAACAAAGGUACACAUGUAUGUAUGUAUUUGGGUAUGACAUUUGUCUAUACAAAACAAUGUCCGACAAUAAAAAUGGCAAGGAAAAGUACUGCAAAUUUGCAUUGACUGCAAAAGGGCUGAUUCUUUAGGUCAUAAAUAUAGAGACAUAUUUAGUAUGGCUGUCCAGUACAUAGUUAAGGUGAUGUUUUGGUAGGGCCAUAGAAUAAGUCUGUGCCUUGUGUCCAAAUUAAAUGUGCACCUGAUUUAAUUGUCCAAA